AUGGCGGCGCUUCGUGCACAAAUCUUAGAAAACGUGGAGUUCCUCCUUGGCUCCGAUAAGACCUUUCAAGUUAUCACGGGAGUUGUUUACAUUUUCUCCCGUCGCACUGGAGAAAACACUCCUUAUAUAAGGUGUAUUGUUGUCGAGGUCAAUCCGGCCGAUGGCACAUUCCAAAGGCAUCUCAUUGGUGGCGCGAGGCAGUUUCUUGACGACGCCAUGAGUUCCUUGCUCCUUAAGACAGCAAGCCAGAUCGAAAAGAAGCUGGCACAGGCGUUGCAAGAGGAUACAGCAAUGGAGAAUAGCGACCUUGUCGUGAAAGGGUUACUGGGUUGGCGUGCCGUUUGA
Molecule: messenger RNA, 345 nt
Organism: Penicillium canescens
Lineage: Eukaryota; Fungi; Ascomycota; Eurotiomycetes; Eurotiales; Aspergillaceae
Exons: 2
Coding region: 1-345 (114 amino acids)
Source: RefSeq, a predicted model, not a curated record